UCAACGAGUCGUCGUCCUCUCCUCUUCAUUCAACCCUCAAUCCUCUGGACAUGCCCGCUGCACUCGAAGACGAUAUCUACGACGACCUGUACGGCGACAGCGCGGACGUGAAGGAUCCCGCUCCCCAAGUCCCCUCACCGACGGAAUAUGCUCCUCACGAGACCCAGCGAUCACAUUCACCCGAGGACACCAAGCCGCCAGCAGGGGUCGGUUCGCUGCCAGCGAAGCCAUCUCAAUCAUCCGAGCUGUCCUACUCGGCACAAAUUGCGCAACAAUUCUCCACAUACAAGCAGACACCUGCUCAGGAGAGGCAGAGCAGGUCCACGACGUCGCACUCGGCAGGCGGCAACGAUAGCUCAAGUGCCUCUCUCCAAGACGCGUCGGGUAAGAGAGCUGUGCGGCCGUCGGAGAUGAAGGACGAAGGCAAACUGUUCGUCGGUGGCCUGAGCUGGGAUACAACUGAUGAGGGUCUGAGGAAGUACUUCUCAGAGUUCGGCGAAGUCGAAGACUGCACGAUCCUACGCGACCAGGAAGGACGCUCACGAGGAUUUGCAUUCCUCACCUUCAAAGAACCGAGCUCCGUGAACGCUGUCAUGGUGCGGGAACACGUUCUUGACGGGAAGGCGAUCGAUCCAAAGCGAGCAAUUCCUCGAGAGGAGCAUCUCCGCAACACCCGCUACUUCGUUGGCGGGUUGUCCCAUACGACAACGUCCGACACUAUGCGCGUGUUCUUCUCGACAUUCGGCAAGGUCGUCGACUGCACUGUGAUGGUCGACCGAGAGACAGGCCGCUCAAAGGGCUUCGGCUUUGUCACAUUCGAGGACGCAAGCAACACUGACCAGCUCGUUGGUCGGGGCGAUCUAAUCCUCGACGAGAAAGCGAUUGAAGUAAAGGUCGCGCAACCGCGCAACCAGCGCGACCAGUCUCGCAUGGGCCGCACGACACGCGAGUCGACGUACGAGGCCGGCGCGAACAGCAUGGGUUUCCAGGCGGCUCAGCGGCCCGCCGUCAACCCGCAGCAGAUGUCCAUGCUCAUGAUGGGCCAGCUGCCCAUGAUGAGUGGCAACAUGCCCAUGGGCAUGAACCCGAUGGGCGUCGGUAUGAACAUGGGCAUGGGCAUGAACAACGCCAGUGCUGGCGCCGGUGCUGGCGGGGGCAUGGGCAUGAUGCCGAUGAGCCCGCAGAUGAACAACUUCGGCGGGAUGAGCGGCGGUGGGAUGGGCUCGCCGAUGGGGGCGGGCAUGGGCGGCGGGAUGAACGCUGGCCGGGGCAUGGGCAUGGGCAACAUGGGCGGAGGCAUGGGCGGAAACAUGCGGAUGGGUAUGGGACCGAUGGGGAUGAACACGCAGAACAUGGGCAUGAUGCGGUCGUUCAUGAACAACGCGGGCCCCAUGAUGAGGCAGGGUAUGGGUAUGAUGGGAGGCAUGGGAGGGGGCAUGAGCCCCAUGGCGCGCGGGCGGGGGAGUCCGAUGAUGAAUGCGGGUGUGGGUCCGCAAAGGAAUGCCGUCCGGGGACAACAUGGUUACCACCCUUAUGCGCGGUAGCAAGUUUUGAUGUUCGGCGCUGUGGUCUUUAUUGUAUGUUGCUCUCAGGUUGCCUUUACGCUUCCUCGUCUUUAUUGUCAUCCAUAUUUUAAACCGUAUGUUAGUCGAAUAAACAUAUGCUCCCUACGCUGAUAGAUCAUACACAUUUCUUGUGGACGGUGUCUGUGUGAUUAUCGCUUGCUUUAAUGGUCGAUUGGACUUGCAACUGUAUACAUCUUCAAUAUAGUCACCUUGGUCACUUGAACCACGAUGGUA
Messenger RNA from Rhodofomes roseus, 1799 nucleotides. RefSeq names its product hnRNP A1-gamma isoform. The coding region runs from base 51 to 1544 and encodes 497 amino acids. Gene Ontology annotation, molecular function: RNA binding. The transcript has 6 exons. The record is from RefSeq and is a predicted model, not a curated record. NCBI's taxonomy places the organism in Eukaryota, Fungi, Basidiomycota, Agaricomycetes, Polyporales, Fomitopsidaceae.